AGGAUAGCUAAAUUCAUGAAGGAUAGGCCUAUCAUUGGCCACUAUAUGAGUUCCAGCUCUUUUUCUCCCCAUGCUUCAGCCAACUCACAACUUUGUUUGUUUCUUCCUUCCAGAUCCCAGAGGCUGCAGUUUGAUGUCUCCUCACCCAAUGGCAUCCUGCUCUUCCGGGAGACGAGUAAAAUGAUAACUACCUAUGGAAAUCGCAUCCUAACCUUGGGGGAGGUUCCGAAGGAUCAAGUGUAUGCCUUGAAGCUCAAAGGGAUUUCCAUCUGCUUCUCUAUGUUAAAAGCUGCCCUGAGCGGCAGCUACGUCAAUUUCGGUGUCUUCCGUCUGUAUGGGGACGACGCACUUGAUAACGCCUUGCAAACCUUCAUCAAACUCCUGCUCUCCAUCCCCCACAGCGACCUUCUGGACUACCCUAAACUCAGCCAGUCCUAUUAUUCAUUACUGGAAGUACUCACCCAGGACCACAUGAAUUUUAUAGCUAGCCUGGAGCCGCACGUAAUCAUGUAUAUUCUUUCUUCCAUUUCGGAAGGUCUCACAGCACUAGACACCAUGGUUUGCACUGGCUGCUGCUCCUGCCUGGACCACAUUGUCACCUAUCUCUUCAAGCAGCUCUCCCGCAGCACCAAAAAGAGGGCUGCCCCCCUGACGCAGGAGAGCGACCGGUUCCUGCACAUCAUGCAGCAGCACCCAGAGAUGAUCCAGCAGAUGCUAUCAACAGUGUUGAAUAUCAUCAUCUUUGAGGACUGCAGGAAUCAGUGGUCCAUGUCUCGGCCUCUGCUUGGUUUGAUACUGCUCAAUGAAAAGUAUUUCUCAGACCUACGGAACAGUAUAGUGAACAGCCAGCCUCCAGAGAAGCAGCAAGCUAUGCACCUCUGCUUUGAAAAUCUCAUGGAAGGCAUAGAGCGUAAUUUGCUCACCAAGAAUCGCGAUAGGUUUACACAGAACCUGUCUGCAUUCCGGCGGGAGGUAAAUGACUCUAUGAAGAACUCCGCCUAUGGGGUAAACAGCAACGACAUGAUGAGCUGACAUCUCGCGAGGAACCUCUCUCUGGCCCGGGCCGGGGAGGUUAACUUUUCCGAUGGAAAGACAAAAGGGCAUUUCUGAUCCCUGCUGGUCCCUGGGGCUAGGCUGCAGGAGGAAGGGGUGUUAUAAAAAAAAAGUUCACCAGGGCAGAGGGGGCUCGUUUCCUUGGGGGCGGAGCAAGGGGGAGACCAGCGUAUUUCCCUGGGUGAAUGUUGGAGAGGAACCCCAGCGUCCUGCCGCAGCCUGCCUUGUAUAAACAUGUACAUUUUUUCAUAACAUUUUGAACAAGGUUUAUAUUGACUCAAGUUUAAAAAAAAAAAGUGUGACUGAAAUUUUUACAGAGUUUAGUGCACCAAUGCUGAAGUGAGGGUUGUAUGUGAGAGAGGAAGCUGUGUCUCCUGGCCGCCUGCCGUGUUCCUGGGCAAGGGGGUGUGAAAGUGCAGAGUUAUAUUUAGUAACCAGUGUAGAGAGAGAGAGGCACAAGAAGUGUAAAAUUCCAAAUGUAUAUUUUUCUUAUACAUCCCUUUUAACUUGCACCAUCCUACCCCAAUCUUCCUUCUCCUCUCCCCACCCCUUCUCGUUAGGAACUCAAAGCCAUGCCAUGCUCCAUGCUGUUCCGUGAGUGUCCAUCCCUUCUGCCCCAUCAAACUGACACAGCUCUCUUCCUGCCUGGUCCCAGCUGGCCAGCCCAAGGAAGCCUGAGCUGCUCUGUCCAUGCCUCGCCUCCCCAGAACAUUGCACCAGGCUUUUCCCCUCCGUGUGUGAACCUCAUUGUUUCUCAGCUGCUGGAAAAUGCAUAGAGAAUCUGCUUCAGGGCCUGAGCUAGUUUCUCUCUUCCCAAAAAGCAGCCUCGGUGAACUGCCUUGCCUUGUAACAGAGCCUGGCCGUGGUCUUCCUGAGGCCAUCUCUGCCGCUUGUCUACACCUGUCUACAGUAGGGACUGUGGGGAGUGGGCACAGGCUUGCUACCAAGGCAGGCCCAGCAUGACAUGCAACUCCCCUUGAGAAAAGUCCAUUCUCCCCCCCCCCCCAAAAAAAAAUGCUGCACCAACAUCAAUGUUUUUCAAUAUUUAAAUUUACUUAAGAGAAAAUAAUGGGGGGAAAUGACCUGUUUGCCUUGUACUUCCCCAUUCUUCUUGCUGCUAGUUCUGUGCCCACCCAAGCCCAGCCCGAACCUGCCCUGGUUUCUCUUCCCAGAUAGCGCCACCUCGGUUUUUAUUCUUUUUUGUUCUUUCUCCUCUGGCGACUGUGUGUUGGGUCCUUUUUGCGUGAGCAGAUUGCUGGAUGACUUGUAAGGGUGUUUGCUGCAUACAGUGUAAGCAUUGUGGCUGCAAAUAAACUUCAGUGGUUUCUACUGAGCUGUGUGGAA
Messenger RNA from Podarcis muralis (Common wall lizard), 2397 nucleotides. Lineage: Eukaryota; Metazoa; Chordata; Lepidosauria; Squamata; Lacertidae. The record is from RefSeq and is a predicted model, not a curated record.